Molecule: messenger RNA, 2677 nt
Organism: Pungitius pungitius (ninespine stickleback)
Lineage: Eukaryota; Metazoa; Chordata; Actinopteri; Perciformes; Gasterosteidae
Gene: mkrn1
Product: makorin, ring finger protein, 1
Exons: 8
Coding region: 78-1373 (431 amino acids)
Biological process (GO): protein polyubiquitination
Molecular function (GO): ubiquitin protein ligase activity; metal ion binding
Source: RefSeq, a predicted model, not a curated record
AACAAAAACAAAAAAAAAGCCGAGGUGGAGCGAGCUCUCCGGAACAUCCGGGCUGUCGCUCCUCAACAUAAACAGCAAUGGCGGAGGCAGCAGCAGCGUCUAUGGCGGCUUCACCAAUACCAGUAGGUUGGACUAAAAACGUAACCUGCAGGUAUUUCAUGCAUGGUCUAUGCAAAGAAGGGGACAACUGUCGAUAUUCCCACGAUCUGACCAGCAGUAAACCUGCAGCCAUGAUUUGCAAGUUCUUUCAGAAGGGGAGCUGUGUGUUUGGGGAUCGUUGCAGAUUUGACCACUGUAAACCAGCAAAGGACGAGGAGUUUCCAACCCCACAGACGCUGCCGCUGCCCUCUGCCUCCCUGGCCAGCUCAUCAAACCUGGAACCCAGUGGGUUAACGCCUGGUUCAGAGGCACAAGACUGGGUCAACGCUGCCGAGUUUGUUCCUGGACAGCCGUAUUGUGGACGGGCUGAGCCAGCGGACCCUGAGAGCAGUGCCCCCCUCUUGGAGACCUCGGACAGUAAGGCAUCGCAGGACGACAAAGAACUAAAGAAGCAGCUCUGUCCAUACGCAGCCGUUGGAGAGUGCCGCUACGGAAUCAACUGUGCCUAUCUCCAUGGCGACGUGUGUGACAUGUGCGGCCUCCAGGUGCUCCACCCUACUGACAACGCCCAGCGUUCCGCACACACUAAGGCAUGCAUCGAGGCCCAUGAGAAGGACAUGGAGAUUUCAUUUGCCAUCCAACGCAGCAAAGACAUGAUGUGUGGUGUGUGUAUGGAAGUGGUGUUUGAGAAGGCCAACCCGAGCGAGCGCCGCUUCGGCAUCCUCUCCAACUGCAGCCACUGCUACUGUCUUAAGUGCAUUCGUAAAUGGAGGAGUGCCAAGCAGUUUGAGAGCAAAAUAAUCAAGUCUUGCCCGGAGUGUCGAAUCACAUCCAACUUUGUCAUCCCAAGCGAGUACUGGGUGGAGGACAAGGAGGACAAGCAGAAACUCAUCCAGAAAUACAAGGAUGGCAUGGGGACUAAACCGUGUCGAUACUUUGAUGAAGGUCGUGGAACCUGUCCUUUCGGCUCAAAUUGCUUUUAUAAGCAUGCCUUUCCAGAUGGACGGCUGGAGGAAGCGCAACCCCAGCGAAGACAGACCGGAUCCAACAGCAGAAAUCGGAACUCUAGACGAACGCCGCUGUGGGACAUCUUCGAUGAGCGGGAAAGCACGGGCUCUUUCGACAACGAGGAUGAGGAGAUGGUGACGUUUGAGCUGAGCGAAAUGCUGCUCAUGCUUCUUGCCGCAGGAACGGACGACGACGUGACGGAUUCAGAAGAUGAAUGGGACUUGUUUCACGAGGAGCUGGACGAUUUCUAUGAGAUUUACCUAUAGCAGCGCCGCCCACAAGCCUCCCCUUUCCCUCUUGUGUAUACUAGACUCUAGAAUGGACUGUCUUGUGCGAGUGAUGCACGGUAGCUCCCCCCCCCCCCCUCUGUAUUGUGGCAGUGCUUUGAAGCAGGCCAUAAAUAAAUGAACUUUUAAAAGAAAAAAAAAAGUCCAGGUGCGCUCGUGCUAAACAUUUUCUAGACCGCUAUCCUUGUGGGUCUAUCUUGUGCAAUUCAAAGUCAAUAUAAGAUCUAACAAAUUAUAACUUUCUUCAAAUAUUGCUAAUAAACAUUGUCAAGUUUCUUUGUGGGUGUGGGUUUGACUUGUUAAUCUUCUACCCAGGUGUUGAUAUGUACUUCUGAGGAUGCACUCUUACUUAGUUGGCACUUUACUGUAAUUGUGAUAGGCAUGAUAUACAAGUGCUUUUUUCCCUUUAUUACAGUUACUCAUUGCCAAUAUACUGUGCUGAUGUUAAAUAGAUCACCAUAAUCCUAUUCAUGUUGUACUGAAAAGUAUUUACCGUGCCUCCCCCCCCCCCCCCCUCCUUUUCAUGGUUCUAAAAUCAGUCAUCAGUUUGUUGAAAAGACACAUUGGAACUCAUUUCAGCAACUAAAUGUAAUUUUCUUGGUGAAAAACACUAAAAUGACUUAAGCACACUAAUUUCAUUCCACAAAUGUUUGUUUUCAAUCCUGCCGCUUGUGGUUGGAGUCAAUACCCCCCCCAAAGUGUGCUCCCCUAUCUGCAGACCCAUUUUGCAGUAAUGCAUACCAUGAGUGUCUGUUACAUGGAAGGCAGACGAGGACCCCGAUCCGUUAUAUAAGAAGUCCUGGAACUGGGCAAGACCUGGUAAGACCUGAGUGGCCCUCAGCUUCCUCUUCUUCCUCUCUCUUUAUCCUCAGAGUCAACCAAGCUUUAGGCCUUUAGAGUGAAACCUGUUUUGCUGUUUCUGUAAUCUGGGUCCACACAGCUGUCAAAUAGAAGAAAAUUAAAAAAAAAAAAAAUGAAAUUCAGCUAAGUAUCUAGAAAUACCUGCGGUAUCAAGUCCUUCCUUGGAACCAGGCUAAGAGUCGGCUCUUAACUCUUUCAGCAGUGUGGAGAAUCUGAGCCGAGAGACUUUUCUCAGUGUGAACUGCAAGUUCUCUGCUGCCGAAAGUUUCUUUUACUGACUCCUAGUAGCUAGUUUCAACCUGUUCAACUCCAUGUGAAUGCAUAUGUUUAUACUGAAAUGUGUGUGUUUCUAUGUUCCACAACCAUCCAUCUUAACUUGAAAUUAAAGUUUAUUAUCAAUCCACUGGGGUUUAGUCAAAAUA